This is a messenger RNA of Bombyx mori (domestic silkworm), 2124 nucleotides long. It is a transcript of the gene Muted, whose product is annotated as biogenesis of lysosome-related organelles complex 1 subunit 5. Lineage: Eukaryota; Metazoa; Arthropoda; Insecta; Lepidoptera; Bombycidae. Gene Ontology annotation, cellular component: transport vesicle; BLOC-1 complex. The record is from RefSeq and is a predicted model, not a curated record. The transcript has 5 exons. Bases 291 to 764 code for a protein of 157 amino acids.
UUGACACUCAAUUCAGUGAAACAAUUUUACGGAAUUCUAUACGGAAAUAGUCCUAGGAAAGAACAUAGGCUACUUUUCAUUCCACUGCUGACUACGAGUCUCCGCCCACGACGGCAAGGCUGAAGGCAAAGAGUAAGAAGCCAACACUCACUAAUCAUUGACGCAACAACGCCAUUUUCGUAAGCACAACAAUUUUCGAUUUUGAUGAAAUAUCAAAUCGCUCAGUUCAAGAUACAUUUCGACUUCUAUGGUAAAAUCCAAAGAGUAAAGAAAAAAAUUGGGCUUAGUCUAUGACAAUGACUGAGCUGUCACGAGAAAUUGGCGAAAUUUGGUCAAGAUUAUUCGACCACCGUCCAUUUCUGAAUGGAGAGAUAAAGUAUAUGCUGAAAGAGUUUGAGGAAAAGAGAGGCGAUCGAGAAGUUGAAAACCUAUUUAAAAUCUUAGAAAAAAUUACUGAAAUCAAAGAUAAUGAAUCAGAACGUAUUAGAAAAAGUGGCCAUAAUGCAUUACCAGUACUGAGUGAAAAACUUGAACAGGCCUUGAAUUUAUGUGAAGAAUUGGAAAAAGAUUAUCUUGAAACACAAAAGGUUUGCCAGAAGCAAAUAAAAAGUAACCAAGAAUUGAGAAAAAGAGAAUGGGACAAGUUUAUUGAUGAUAUGAACUUUAAGUGCCAAAGGAUCGAUAACGCUUUUGAGGAAAAAGAAGAAGAAUUGAGAGAUCUGUAUGCUGACCUAAAACACAAAUUAAAUAUUGCUGACAUUUAAAUUAUGGAUCUUAAAGGUUCAUUAGUUGAUACAAAUGUUAGGAUUUAUCCAACAAAUGGCUUUUUGGAAUAUAUUAAAGAAAUCAAAGAUGACAAAGUACCAGAAAACAUAUUGAAAUUAAAAAAUGGAAGUGACUAUGAAACAAAAUGUGAUGUAAAAGAUUUUGAUUAUUUUGCUAAGACUGUGAACUUAACCAAUGAAGAUAUUGAACUACUAAGGACUAUAAAGAAAACAAUAUCAAGAGGUUCUGCUGUGAAAAUAAAUAAAACAGAAAUAGAGCCUGAGUUUGUUGAACAUGAUAAAAUAAAAACAAAUAAAACUAAAUCAAUUUCAAAAAACGUCACUGACAAUUAUGAGAAGCUCACAGAUAAAAAAGAAAGUAUUGAAAAUUCUAAAUCAAGUAAUAAUACAAUAGGUAAUGAUAGUGAAGCUGAUAAAAAUAAAGGAACAUAUUUAACAACUUCAGAUGUCUAUUGGUUAUAUCAGCAUCUUCAACAAAGGAGGAUUAAUGGGGAAACUGUUCCAUACCUACAUGAACUUUUAGAAGGAGCUACAAUUGAAAUGCCUGGAAAUAAAGUACUUAAGAGAAAUCCUGUUUUAGAAGCAAGAUGUGUGAAACUUAGAGCUCAGCAGGAAGCAAGAGAAUACAGAAAAAUGACUAAAGGAGUAGAUAAUGUUAGAAUGAGAUUUCCAGAAGACAGUAUUUCCUAUCAAUGUAAGUCUUUGACCAUGCUUUGUGAAUACUUUGAUUCUGUGCUUAUAGUUUAUACUAAUGAUAAUUUAAAACACUUUCAGUGAAACAGGUAAAUCGACAAUUGAUUGCUAUUGGACAGUUCAUUAUUUCAAUAUUUGCUGGAUUUCUCUUUGGGUUCAAAGGUGUUGAAUGGAUGAUUGGCAGUUUAGAUUUUGGAUUUCGCCUUCUUCUCGGUGUUAUGUGUGCAUUAGUAAUAGCACUAGCAGAAAUAUAUUUCUUAGCUAAAAAACUUAAUGAAGAACUGAAUAUACCUGAAACUGUUCAAUUAGGUGGACCUCCAAAGUUUGUGGAUGCAAAGAAAAAUGAAUAUUUAGUCAAAGAGCCAAAAAAAUCGACAGAUAAGGAACAUCAAGAGUAAUAGCACAAAUAAUAAUAAUGUUGUAGUACAGAAUUGGAAACAAAAAUACUUUACUUUCAGACUAGGAAUUAAUUUUUGUUGUUUAAUUAUUAAUCCAUAAAUAUGUAAAUGUAGCAACCUAAUCUUAUGUUCAUGUAUUGAAGCAAGUACAAUGUUAUUUAGUUUACUUUAGUUAUAUAGAUUAAGAGAAUAUAUUGUUUCUUGACACAUAUUGCCUUUUUGCAUUAAAAGUGUACAAUUUCCAAAAA